AUGCUUUGGGAUGACAUCGAGCGCGAUUUUCCACAAACGGCUCCCAGAAACUUGGGGAACAUGGGCUACUUUGGAAAGACCUCCUUGUUCUUGCCAGCAAGCGUGCAACAAGCUGCCUAUAGCGCAGAAGGCUUGAUCCUGGAGUUCUACCGUGGCUUCAACGUCUCGUGGACUGACCCGUCCAAGUACUUCGAAGCGCCCAGCAUCCUGGACACUGCCCUUUUGAAGAGGUGCAAUGAAACCAGGAUGAUGACCUCACAGGCCAUGGAGUUGUAUGCCAACUUGACGGGUGACUGGGAUGGGGUGGAGCUGCUGAUCCGUGAUGGACGGCGAGAAGUGCGUGGAAGAUGCUUCAAUGACUACUUCUGGUACCCGCCAGCGUGUCGUGAGAACUCCUCGAGGUGCGUGCUCUUCGUCACUGCUGGCAAUGGCUGGAAUUUGGAAGAAACGAUGCAAAAAUCCACAGCAUGGAAUAUGCCACUGGCGCCUGUUGUGGCCAAAAAUUGGUCGGUCUACACGUACUUGCCAUUGCAAGUGCGCAGCACCUUCUACUGGUGGGUGCCUGAUCCCACGUUCAUCAGCUUGAAGCCCAUGGAGAUUACCUUCCCUCCGUUCGAUCGCCAAGCGCAUAUCCGCGGAGACAAGCGCACCGCCCCCAGCGCUCUGACGGUGGACAAGUAUGUGAGCCAGGAUCUGAGCCAGUUGGCUCCGUCAGCAGAGGAAAUGGUUCGGGCCAUGCUGAUCGAUUUGCAGAUGGUGAAUGACAUGCUGUUGGAUCAGGUGCAGACAGGAGACUCAUAUCGGGAAGUGGCAUGCCGAUGGAUUCAGUCCAACCAGGAGGUGUGGAGAAGCUGGUUGCCAGAUCCCACCACCUGCUUUGCCCAAUUCGGACUCUAUCAUGAAAAGAGCGGUCAAUAUGUGGCAGAUCGAGGGGAUCCUACUGAUCUUUCAUGCAAGGCUUGCUUGUCUGGCACCUACUCCCAUAAGCUCGUCGACCUCCAAGGCUUGACAUUUAACUGUUUACCUUGUCCCACCGGCAGCGCGCAACCUUCCGGUGCAUCUCUGAACUGUGAGCAGUGCCAACGUGGCGAGUAUCAAGAUGAGCCUGGAAGUAAGGCCUGCAAGCGCUGUGGCAUCGGUGAAUACCAAGAUGAAGAGGGUCAGACUGGCUGCAAGCCAUGCCCGCCGGGCACCACGACCCUUGGUUUCGGAUCGAAAUCAGCUCAAGAAUGUGGCUGCGACGUGGGAAGCAUCAACAGCAUGGAGGAAGAGGAAGCUGUGAUGUGUGUACCGUGUAUGGAAGGCUUGCAUUGUCCUUUCGGCUCCAAUCUCCCAGAUCUGAGGAGAGGCCACUCAACGCUGGGAGAGGCGUAUGUGCCGCAGCUCAAGAAGGGCUUCUUUGCCACUCUGGAGCAUCCCAUCAACGUCUUCAAGUGUGGCACAGAGAGCCAUUGUCCCGGAGGACAGCCCAACUCCUGCGCUGAGGGCCGCCAGGUGACGCCCUGUUCCGAAUGCCCUCGCGGUACGUCAUGGGUUGAUGAGACAUGUGCUCAAUGCGCGGCCGUGACCAUGGUCUUAUGGGUGUUGGUGGUCAUCCUCUUCUUUGUCGGUCUGACGAUGGCAUACUAUCUCAUGAACCCGGAGAUCAGGUCCAUAGCGACACCCAGGGAAGCGAUGGGCAUGUCUUUGAGUUUGACCGUGGCGUUUUUGCAGUGCGUCGCCAUUAUGGGUUUGAUGACAGUGAAGUGGCCCAACUCCUUCCAAGCAGUGUCGCUGACUUCAAAGCCUUUCAUGCUGGACAUCGAGGACUUCUCCUUUGCGUGCUUGGCCGAUGGCCCCACCUCAGUUCGCUAUGUCUCGACGAUCUUGGUCUUUCCGGCUGGGAUCCUGUAUCUGGUUUGGUGCUAUUUUGCGUCCUCCAGAAUCCCCUGCUGCUACAAUUGGUCGAAGAAGAAGAUGCAGAACACGGUGGGACAUUUUAUCCAGGUGGGAUUCAGCACAAUGUCAGCACUGGCCUUGGACCCUUUGAUGUGCUACACUCAUCCCAACGGACAGCAGAGUUUGUUGCAACAUCCGGGCGUUCUUUGCGGCACCCAGGAGCACUCUAUGAUGAUGCUGGCUGGUUUCGUUUUACUCUUCUGUGGUGUCUUCAGUUUCCUGGCUGUGUGCACCCUGGCCGUCAUCAAGCUUCCAGGAUGGAGUGUCUCCAGUGGCACCACUGUCCAGAGCUUUGCCUUUCUCUUCACGCGCUUCCGGCCGAAUCGCUGGUGGUAUGGCGUGCCGUUGCUACUCCGUGGCCCCUUGCUGUCCUUUUGCGUGGUCGCGUUCACGGACUUCCCACCAGCGCAGACCACAGGUGGAAUCGUGAUCAUCCUGGGUUUUCUCCUCCUGCAGGUGAUGGCCUGUCCCUGGAAGCUGCCCUUGUUGAACGUGUUAGACACCUGGGUCUUUGCCCAUUUGCUGCUGCUCCAGAGUCUCACGACAUCAGCGGCAUCAGAAGAAGACCAGGACUUGCACUUCUUUCAGGAGGCGAGGGGUGGUGUUCGGAGAAGCCCUUGGGUUUACCAACACAUACACAACCAGGGCAACUAUGUCCAUGCAUUCAACUUCCACCAGUCGUUUCAAAGACAAAGACUCAUUAUAGUAUCAUCAUAG
Durusdinium trenchii is the source of this 2655-nucleotide messenger RNA. The record is from the annotation of a GenBank genome assembly. Lineage: Eukaryota; Dinophyceae; Suessiales; Symbiodiniaceae.